Molecule: messenger RNA, 4287 nt
Organism: Hylaeus anthracinus
Lineage: Eukaryota; Metazoa; Arthropoda; Insecta; Hymenoptera; Colletidae
Gene: Drat
Product: quinone oxidoreductase
Exons: 3
Coding region: 304-1533 (409 amino acids)
Biological process (GO): alcohol metabolic process
Molecular function (GO): alcohol dehydrogenase (NADP+) activity
Source: RefSeq, a predicted model, not a curated record
UGGCGCAUUCAGCCAGUGCGUCUCGCGCGAACGUCGAGAAGCUUUGUCCGUGUUGCAAGCAUUUUCCAUUUGCCUUUGUUUAUACAAACGCGUUUGAAAUCGACUCGAUUUUUGCUAACGAUCGAAGAGUUGUUGGAAUUGAAAUCUUAGAAUCGCGCAUGCAUCGAGGAACGCGUUAAAUAGAGACUUAAUUCCGCGGAGGAAGCCUCGAGUUUGUGGAGUUCCCUGCAGAAGUGGAAACGUUUGAUCGACAGAAGAAUAAUUAGUCUUUGGUCGAAAGGAAGAGAUCGUUAAGCAUCGAAAAUGCCAGUGGAAUUGGAGACGGUGACGCCAAUCGCCACGCACAAACCUUGCGCGCCUUGCAGAGGGGAAGAGAAAAAGAUGAACAAGCUCUGCAGACAAGUGUCCAUCGAGAGUCCGAGCGUAACAGGUCGCGAGUGGGUGUUCAGUAUCGACGUACCUGUUCCCGAUGUCCCAGCCCAUGGAGCCCGCAUUCGAGUGAUGUGUGCAGGUGCCUGCUACCAUCCUCGUCGUUCACCCAGCCUAUCCAGUCUGACCUCGGUCUCAAGUGGAAGCAGCCUGGCCACGGAAGUCUCCGUGGAGGGCGAUUUUCCGGUGUCUUUGCCCCAUCAUGGCGUCAGGGACGCCGCUCUGUUCCCUGGCUACGAGGUCGCAGGAGUCAUCGAGUCCCUCGGCGCUAACGUACCUGAAGAUUGCGGAUACGCCGUCGGAGAUCGCGUGAUCCUCUACCCAUACGAAGGCAUACCCAACGGAUACGUCGAGUAUCUGGUGGUUCACGAUCUCAAGUACCUGAUAAAGUUACCCGAUAACGUAAGUCUGAGCGUCGCGGCGAUGCUGCCAGCUGGAGCCCUGCUGGCCAUGAACACCGUCUUCGCCGCCCACGAACACGUCCAAGCUUUGCUCAAGCAACGCGGCGAGGGCAGCGUCUGCAAGAUCCUGAUCGUUGGUACCGGAGGUCUCGCCCUUUGGGCCCUCAGGAUCGCGGCGUAUUACUUCAGCAACAUGAAGGACCGCGUCACCAUCACCAUCGCCUCCCUCAAGGACGACGGGCUUACCAUGGCUCAAGAAUUCCAACGUCUGCUUACUGCUUACAGCGUGAACGUGGUCCAGUGGAGCGAGGACCUGUACGAGAAACAGCUGAUCGAGCGCACCAUGGACGCCUGUCGGGGCCACGUGGACGUGGUGAUCGACUUUGGCAUCACGUCACGCAGUCUCCAUCGCAGCAUGCAAUGCCUGAGCAAAGGUGGAGUGGUCUUCAUCAUCAAGGAGGUAGCGGAUCGACUGAUGCCAAAGUUCAGCCGACGAGCCGAAGAAUGGCAGCAGAGCAUAAAAUCCGUCGAGCCUGGUACCCUCGAGCAACUUAGCGAGCUGGUCCAACUGGUGGCUUCCGGUGAAAUCGAGCCACCACCGCACACUGUCUAUCCUGCCGAGCAGGUUCUCGACGUCGUGCAGAAACUAUGCCAUUCGGAGAUCCAGGGACGCGCGAUUUUACGUUUCUACCCAGCGGAUUAAGGGAUUCCCUCGAUUGGACGAUUGGGUGCCGCGCGGAUCGGUACGGCGAGAACUCGAACACGAUUGGGGGAAGGAUGAAAGCUCUGCUGGAUUAUCUAAGGUUGCCAGAAGAUGCCAACGUCGAGUAUUCGGCAUAGACGGGUUUGAAGUUUCAGAUUUUGCAAACGGGAGUAGUUCCCACGGAUCGUUCUGUAGGAGCGUUAACGAUUCGUGUCGGAAGGAACACGAUCUUCUAGAAGAAGAGUGGACGAUCGACGUAGACAAUGCACGCGUAUCACUGGGUAUCUAUCGAUGAUGCAAACGCACCGCUGUGCUGUUCCCCGUACGCUGUCGAUCAUAGAGCACUUUCGCUGAAUUCUUUCGGUUUUUUCAAAAGUUCACAUGUUGGCGAGAACCGACGGUUUCUCGAUGUCGUAUUAUCGUAAGAUAGUAAGAAGUAUUAAAGAAACGAUGAUGUCAUGUAAAUCUCCCGGGUAUCGCGGAGAAAGUUCUCGGUCGAACUCGAUAUAGCAUCGCGGUCACGCGUGAGAUUUACUUUUAACGUGGUUCUUUCGCUCGAGUUACUGGAUUGCUUCGCUUCACGCAUUGCGCGCAAAUCUUAGCUGUAGAAUUUCUACCGGUUGCAUGUUACAAGGAAGUAGACUAUACAUGUACGCAAAUUUUUAAUUUAUUUUAAUUUAAACAUAAAGCAAUAACAUUUAAUAUUUUUUUGAAACCUUUCAAGACGUAGAGGUAUUUAGAAUCUAUCCUGAUUUCGAACAGAACUGUUCCGAUUAAAUUGAAAUUUGUGUCCUGUUUGAUAUAAAAGUGAACAUACAUAUGGUAGUACACCGGUAAAGUCUACAAAGUAAAGAUUCUAUAAUAAUGUAAAACCGUCGCGCAACGUGUUAAGAACCACACAUUUGUCAGGACCAGAAUUUUAAUGAACCCUUUCCAUCUAGGAUGGAACUGAUCCUUUUUUCGAAGCAAUCUCAUAGUACAAAACAUAUACGCAUUACAAAAUCACAUUGGGGUCUAAAGGAUUUUCCAAAAGGGUCCUUAAAAUUUUGUUUUAUUGAUCCAACACGUGGAAGAUGGAGUCUUGACGGCCCUUUCGGAGAAUCCGUUACACGUGUUGCCAGCAGGUCCAAAAGAGUUAAGGGAACAACCAUAUUCUUCGACUAGAUUUAUAAACAUGCUGGUUGAAAACGUUAGAGAGCUUAAUUCAACUUGUAAUGUAGCAUUUUGGUCAGGUUCUAGGAGUUCGUAUACGCUAAAAAUCUUGUAACAACGCGGGACCUGCGUGCAAUGAGUUAAGAGCCACCGAUAGAGCCCGAUUCAAUUUACUGGAUGUCGAUGGAACCACGGGAGAGAUUCUCGAACGAAAGGAGAAGCUUUCCUUUCCACGAGACACGUUCAAUGCUCAAGUUUCUUGGUCGGAUAACGUUUCUUUUUAAUCAUAGGAUAAAACGAUGAAUUGACUUUUCUGCCAACAGUUUCACACGCAAGAUUCAUCGAAGGUACCUAUGGGUACCUUUCACGUGGCUUAUCCGAUCGUUGAACAAGAGUUAUCGUUUGAUGAUUCGUCGAGUUAACCCCUUGCGGUCUAGAUUUACCAAUUUCUGUACUACUUCCGGCGAGCCUCGCUCGACCUAGGACCGCAAAGGGUAUUGAGCCCGACGUGCUGAUCUUAACGUUCACGUGGUAACGCGAAGAUACCCAAGAAGGAUAAUUAAUUGUAACGUUAAAUAUUUCAUGUCAAUUGAAUGUUAAUUACCGUUAUAGUUUGAUGUUUCUGAACGAAGAUACUGGACUGGAAUCGCGAGAUUAUCGAGAAAUGUUCGUGAGAGAGACGAGUUUCCUCGUCAGGAUUGCAAACUCUCUGUAUUUAAACAGUGUAAAUCGUAUAGAGAAUGUAUUUUGAACGCGUACUUAAAACGUACUCGACACGUAUUUAGAAACAAGGACGAGGAACAAUUGUUUCCCAAUUUAUUGGGCGUACAAGUAUCAUAUCUGCCAACGGUUUCGCGAAUGAAACCGUAACAAUGCGAUAAAAAUACUGCUUUAUAAUUAUUCGUGGUAGUCUGGUGAACUUUAUUCGCGUUUACACGUACAGAGUGUUUCGUGUUCUGAGAAACUAUCGAAGAUAUCGACUUCAUUCCUCGUACAAUCACAUGGUACAGAGGAGGCUAACUUUAAUUUAAUUUCUGAUUCUGUUUUGGUUAUAAUUCUAUUUAGAACACACUUUAAACAAAGUUUAGGGGGCGCCCUCUUUUUUCUCUUUAACCGUAGCAAAGAUGACAUUGAUAUCUUCAUUCGUUUAAGAAAGCUUGUAACACUUGACACGGGACAGCCUGUACGAUUUAGUAUUUAUACGGAACGAUUGUCGCAUAAUCGAAACGUGUAAGUGAAUUGUUUACGUUAGGUCCAUAUUCGCGUCGGGGGCAUUUCGUGAAUUAUCGUUAGACAUCAGUAUUCCUUUUUCACGUAGCUAAAGUUAGUAUAAGUUUAUGAAUCGUUCGCGUGCUAUGUACAAGUACGACUAAUUAAUCGCAUCUCAUCGCAGUUAUUAAGUCGCUGUACUUCGAAAGACUGUUUUCUUUAUUUAAGCGUAUCUCUGCAUCUCUUUCUUUUCAUUAUUAUCGUAGUUCUAGGCGAUAAUUUAGAGGUGUAGACACACGUCGCCACGUUAUUGUAACGACUGUUGAUUGUGGCAGUAAUUGUACUAUGUUACGGUGAUAAUAUAGCAAAUACAUUUUUUAUUAAAAAUAAAAA